AUGCCCAAGGAAAAAUAUGAUCCGCCUGACCCAAGGCGGAUGUAUACGAUAAUGUCCACUGAGGAGGCGGCAAAUGGGAAGAAGUCAUAUUGGGCAGAGUUGGAGAUUGUUGGGAAAGUGAGAAGUUUGAGUACAUCAUUAUGGUCCCUUACCCACCUCACUGCUCUUCAUAUCAGUGAUAACUCGCUUUCGCGAAUCCCACCCGACAUUGCCAAACUACACAAUUUGGUGUACCUGGACCUCUCAUCCAAUAAGAUCAGGAGCCUGCCUGCUGAGCUAGGCAACAUGGUAUCUCUCAGGGAACUGCUUUUAAAUAACAACCAGUUACGAGUUCUGCCUUUUGAGCUUGGAAAACUCUUUCAGUUACAAACGUUGGGUUUGAAAGGAAACCCUCUUGCACAAGAAAUCUUGAACCUCUACCAAGAGCCUGAUGGGACACGCCGGCUCCUCAACUACCUGCUGGACAAUCUUGCAGGCACCAAACGUGUAUCUAUAGACCAGCCACCAUCUCGCUCAUGGAUACAACUGCAGGAUACAGACAGAACACGGCCAGCAGCGCUUUUCUCUGUAAUGUGCUACAACGUGCUGUGUGAUAAGUACGCCACACGUCAGCUCUAUGGCUACUGUCCCUCCUGGGCCCUCAACUGGGAGUACAGGAAGAAGUCCAUCAUGCAAGAGAUCCUCAACUGUGGUGCGGACAUCAUCAGCCUACAGGAAGUGGAGACAGAGCAGUACUACAACUUCUUUUUGGUGGAGCUGAAGGAACAGGGUUAUGAUGGAUUCUUCAGCCCCAAGUCCCGAGCCAGGACUAUGUCUGAAUCGGACCGCAAACAUGUGGACGGCUGUGCCGUUUUCUACAAAACGGAUAAGUUCAGUCUGGUACAGAAACACACAGUGGAGUUCAACCAGCUGGCUAUGGCAAACUCCGAGGGUUCAGAGGCCAUGUUGAACAGGGUGAUGACCAAGGACAACAUCGGAGUGGCUGUACUACUAGAGCUGCAGAAAGAGGUCAUUGAGCAGUCUGCUGGAAAGUCUCUACAUGGCAUGGAGAAACAGCUCCUCCUGGUGGCCAAUGCUCAUAUGCACUGGGACCCCGAGUACUCGGAUGUGAAGCUUGUCCAGACUAUGAUGUUCCUGUCGGAAGUGAAGAACAUUGUGGAUAAGGCCACUCGCAGUCUGAAGCUCUCCUCAGUUUCUGGGGAACCCAAUGCCAUCCCUCUCGUCCUGUGCGCUGACCUCAACUCUCUACCUGACUCGGGUGUCGUGGAGUACCUGAGCACAGGUGGUGUGGACGGCACACACAAGGACUUCAAAGAGCUGCGAUACAUUGACAGCUUGACCAACUUCAACUGCAACGGCAAGAACGGCACCUCCAGCACCAGGAUCACGCACGGCUUCAAGCUGAAGAGUGCCUACGAGAACGGCCUGAUGCCUUACACCAACUACACCUUUGACUUUAAGGGCAUCAUUGACUACAUCUUCUACUCUCAACCUUUGCUCAAUGUGCUGGGCGUACUGGGUCCCCUGGACCCCCACUGGCUCCACGAGAACAGUAUCACUGGCUGCCCCCAUCCCCACAUCCCCUCGGAUCACUUCUCCCUGUUUGCACAACUGGAGCUGCUCCUGCCCUACCCGCCUGCGGUCAACGGCAUUCAUCUGCCUGGUCGCAGGUAGUUCUCCGAGCCAGCAGGGGGAGCUCCGGCCCUUUUUAGGCAAGGGCUGUUGUGUGUAAAUCUGAAUCUCUUAUGAGGAGAUGGGGUAUGGCAAACUUUUAUUCCCAUGGAUUUUAACUGAAGCAGACACUUUUGUCAGUCUUAUCUAUACCACCUCCCACCCACUUUUCAUUUCGUUUAAUUUUCUCCCUCUGUUUCUGGGCACAAGUUACCAUUCUGUACUUUUCUUUUUUUUCAAAACCCUAAGGGCCCCAAGUGAUCAUGUAAGUUUUACCUUAAGACAGGAAAAAAACAGAUUGUUUUAUAUAAAUAACUAAAUGGCAAUAUCUUUGAAACAUGCAGGGAGUCCAGCUCAAACGAAAAAUCAUGAAAUGCAUAAUUUGGAUCAUGUUAUUGAGGCCAGUUUAGAGCGAGCAGCUGAAUUUGAAGACGGAAAAAAAACAAAUUUCACCAGCUUAAGACAGAGAGUACGGUCUCCAGGAGCAACCCUUUAAAAAAGGGCUUUUAAUGUGUAAAGAGCGGGGCCGAACUCUCACGUUUGCACUCAAUGGUGCUGAGGCCUCUCCACGGAUCCUCGCGCUCUAGCUGUACACCAGUGACCGGUUUGCGUGGCCCACGUCUCAUUAUUUAGUCUGUUGGAUGCCAGAGCAAUUGGUGUUCGUUUUUUUUUUUUUUUUUUUUUUUUUUUUUUUAAGAACGAGCUGAAAAUGGCCUAGUUAUGAAGUUGUGCCAUAGAGCCCUCCUUGAGCUGAGGUGCCCGCAGAUCUGGUGCGUACAGCCGAGCAAGAGUUUAAAUGAAGGGAUGUCAUCUGGAAAGGGCCAGCUGUGUUUUAGCAAACGCCACUGACCGUAGCCUUUGCACUUGAUCAUGUUAAGAUGAAGAGAAUAUGCUAGAAAAUGACAUCUCACUCAUAGACGGAUAAAUUAAACCCUCAAUGUCACCAGUAGACGCUUCGCCCAGCCAAGACUCCAGUUCACUCCUAAUCUUUUUUGUUUCUUUCUCUCUACAUGAUUGUAUACAAGCAACAAAUGUCCUGAUCUACUGCAUCUAUUUUUUUUUCUUUGUACGUACACUUUUUAGAUUUGGAUGAAAAUGAUUGUAUUGUAAAUGAAAGCGAAAUUUCUAUCAGUUUUAAAUGUUCGUCCUAAUGAACAUUCAAAAGACCAGCGUGUGUAAAAUAAUUUUUUUCAGGUAUCUGCUGUGUAAAGUUGCACUUGUCCAGGUUCCCAUUUUUACCCAGUGUACCAGUUUUUUUUUUUUUAAUUAUUAUUUUGGAUGUGAUCCUCUGAGGCAGAUAUCUGGUGAUGUGGUCCUGUUACCCACUUUGAUAUUCAAGAACACCUGACAUUGUGCCUCACUGAUUCGUUUCUCUAAGCGCACUGCCAGUGCUAUCAGUGAACACCUGAAGAGCCUCAAUCUACUUAUACAAUAUCCUCAUUUGGUUUUGUUUUUUUCGGGUGUCUAUAAUGUCGAGUAAAGUGAGUGUUUCUGCUGUGCCGAUCCGGGCUCGUGAUCAUUCUCAUGAUCCACCAUUCCUCAAUUUUUUUUUCCUCCAGUUUGCAUCCUCUAUUUACUGCCACUUCCUCCCUCUCGACUCAGGCAAUUCACUUUAACCGUAUAUUUUCGCUUGUGUAUUUCUCUAUUCGUUCGGAUCUCGUUCUGUAUUUCACUUCCUGCUAGACCAUGGUUAUCUCCUCGUGUCGUGCCAUCCAAUGCAUUCUGCCACAAGGCCAAGUGUAAAGCUCGAUUUACUACUGUAAAGCCUGUUCUCUGAACUGACGAAGACGUUUGUGGUGUGUUUUUGUCGGUUUUCUGCUCUAAAUCUAAGGCCAGAGUACCAUUCCUGUAGUGCGGGUCUGACUUUUAACUUCGUCUACGGUGGCAUUGGCGUCGUUUUCUUGCUGCGUGCUCUCAAAGCCAAUUUGUUUUCGUUUCCCCCCCCUCCCUCUCGAAUUUGUCAUGUUUUAAAAAAAUCGAAUGGAAUGACAAGCACUUAUUGUAGAUCACUGGUGCAGCUACUCAUUGCUUUUUUUAAAAAAAAGAAAUACAAAUGUAAACCUACUUUUGCCAUGAGGCAGAAGUCAAUUUUAAUGACUUUUAUCAAGCAAGAGUAAGUAGAUGAACUGGGGAGGACCAUCUUAUAGUUCCCCUCUUGGUGUCCCUUUUUAUUCCUCAUCUGUCCGUUUUGGUUUUCUUCUGGUUGUUUUUAAUUGGAAGCAACUUGUCUGGUUAUAUUGGAUUGCUGAUGGUGUUGUAGUAAAAAGAUUUUUGUAAAGUGUGAAUAAAUAAUGUAUCACGUUUCCUUUCUUUGACAUGAAUUGUGUUGAUGUGUGUGUAUAUCUAAUAGUUUUUGUCAUUUUGCUUUUGUUUUGUAAUACUCAAAACCAAAUUUUUUGUAAAAAUGUUGGCACACUGAAUUAUAGAUUUAUAUUGUUGCUAACCUUCACUUCAAGAAACUUUUGAGAAAAAGACACGUCAAUGAAAUGGUAAAGUCACGGAGAAAUAAAGAGCUGUCAUUUUGUCACCAAACGAUUUCAACUUUGACCCUGAUCUUUGUGGCAUUUCACCUGGUUUGAGUGCCAGUUUAAAUGUGUUUGGGUGGUGGCGAGAAUAGCACUCUCUCUCUUUCUAUCGGUCUCUUUCUCGUUGAAUUUUUUUAGCUGUUUUCUUGCUACCGCUCUCCAGGAGAAAGUGAGGUUGAGUAGAAUGGGACUUUUAUUUUUGUUUGUUUUACGAGUGUUCUUGCUCUCCUUCCUUGUGUUCUGUGCACAACUCGGUGUCACUGAUCUAUGAAAAAGUCACUUCUAAUAAAUUGCGCAUGUAUAGAUAUUGUUGCCAUCACCAUAUUGUUCAGCCGUUUUUGUUUCCUUUGGGUCAAAGACGAUGGUUUCAGGUGGUGUCUUGUGCACGACAAGCAAAAACAGCAUCAUGCUAAUCACGUCAACGUGGCAAUAAUUGCUUGCAUCCAUCCUCCCCUUUUUCUGAUCCACUUGAGCAGAUGUUUCUGGCUUCACCUUUUAAUUUCCUUUUCCUGUUUCAUAGUCGACUUUUCUCUGUCGGUAGGGGUAGUAGUUCAAUGGUCAGGAUUGUGGUUGAAUCAGCUGAGAGUCAAUAAGUAUUUAGGUAAUGUCACUAUAUAAUGCACUGGACCAACUCUUGUUUACCAUUUAUGGAAUACCAGCAUAACACUUGCACAAUGUUUCAAAUAAGAAUGUUGCAUAUAUAUAUAUAUAUAAAUACAUAUAUGGUAAAAGAUUAUAGAUAUUUAAUAAAAGAAAAUCAAAUAAUGGCAGCUGUUUUUAAUUCAAUAUUAAGUGUUGGGGAUAAAAACCUAAUGGUAAACAAGCGUUUUGGAUUUCACUGUUUCUCCAGUUCUCUUGGUUCUCUGAGUAGUGAUGUGUUUAUAACAGGGUCAGCUUGUUUCCUUUACACCUAUGUAUUUUUUUCCUACUCAUGGUUAAAUAAAUUCUAUAUCUGUUUCA
This is a messenger RNA of Pimephales promelas (fathead minnow), 5156 nucleotides long. Lineage: Eukaryota; Metazoa; Chordata; Actinopteri; Cypriniformes; Leuciscidae. The record is from RefSeq and is a predicted model, not a curated record.